Molecule: messenger RNA, 1118 nt
Organism: Empidonax traillii (willow flycatcher)
Lineage: Eukaryota; Metazoa; Chordata; Aves; Passeriformes; Tyrannidae
Product: voltage-dependent T-type calcium channel subunit alpha-1H-like
Exons: 6
Biological process (GO): membrane depolarization during action potential; positive regulation of calcium ion-dependent exocytosis; neuronal action potential
Cellular component (GO): neuron projection; voltage-gated sodium channel complex; plasma membrane
Molecular function (GO): voltage-gated sodium channel activity; low voltage-gated calcium channel activity
Source: RefSeq, a predicted model, not a curated record
AUGAAGAUGUACUCCCUGGCUGUCACCCCCAACGGGCACCUGGAGGGCAGGGGGUCGAUGCCCCCUCCCAUCAUCCUGCGCACGGCGGCCACCCCGAUGCCCACCCCGAAGUGCUCCCCGCACAUGGACUCGGUGCACACCUUCGUGGACUCGAGGAGAGGCAGCAACGCUUCCCUGGACCCCACGAGCUACGAUCAGAAGUCCCUGUCCAGCCUCCGCAGUUCCCCUUGCGCCAACUGGGGCACCAGCAGCAACUGGGGGAGCCGGCGCUCGAGCUGGAACAGCCUGGGCAGAGCCCCGAGCCUCAAGAAGAAGAACCAGUCAGGAGAGAGGGAGUCCCUGCUCUCGGGGGAGGGCAAGGGCAGCACCGACGACGACUCGGAUGACGCCAAGUCCAGCACGGUGAGCCGGCCCUCGCUGCACCGGCGGGCGGAGUCGCUGGAUUACCGCAGCUCCCUGGAGCUGCCGGAGCUGCUCCAGCUGCCCCCCGUGCGCCACUCGCUCGGGGUGAGCCCCGUGGCGCUGCCCCCCGAGUUCCAGGACUGCAACGGCAAGAUGGUGCACGUGCCCAGCGAGCUCUUCCUGCGCGUCGACGGGCACAAGGAGGACGCCCUGGACUACGAGGACGACAUGGAGGAUAGUUACUGCUACCGGAUCCGCAAAGCCCUGGAGCCCUACAAACCCCAGUGGUGCAAGACUCACGAAGACUGGUCCCUCUACUUGUUUUCCCCCCAGAAUCGGUUCCGGGCCAUGUGUCAGAAGGUCAUCGCCCACAAAAUGUUUGAUCACGUGGUGCUGGUCUUUAUAUUUCUCAACUGCAUCACUAUUGCCCUGGAGAGACCAGACAUAGACCCACAGAGCACGGAAAGGAUAUUCCUCAGCGUUUCUAAUUACAUCUUCACUGCCAUCUUUGUGGCUGAAAUGAUGGUUAAGGUGGUAGCUCUUGGCUUUUUCUCUGGGGAGAACACCUACCUGCAGAGCAGCUGGAACGUUCUGGACGGAGUCCUGGUCUUUGUGUCUAUCAUUGACAUUAUUGUGUCCAUGGCAUCAGCAGGAGGAGCCAAAAUCCUGGGUGUCCUUCGAGUUUUGAGACUUCUGCGGACCUUGAGACCUCUCCG